GCUUUCAACCUCAGAACUGAGAGGACUUGAUUGCUGUCAUCGCUGAUGAUUAGUGGUAGAAGCGGAGGUUCUGGUUCCACUUAGCUAGUUAUAAUCGACUGUUCACACUUUUGUAGCUGCACAGUUAAUAAUGUAGCCUCACAAAUGUGGGGGGGUUAGCGACCUCAAGAGAAAGGCGAGCACUCUUGGGGGAUCAUAGCUGACAGGUUGCUCAGGUGGACAUGGAGGUAAAGUGUCUUGACAAAGUUUCUUAGUUCCUGCUGUUGGAAAAGUAAUUCUUGCGGUGCCGUAUGGCAGACAGGAGAUCUGGGAAACACAGCCUGGUGUUGAGGGGCCGUCUGCAUCCUUCUCUGUGGUCCCAAACCAUGAAUAUUGUGGGCCAGCUAGCAGAGACGGUGUUUGUGACGGUAAAGGAGCUGUACCGCGGCCUCAACCCCGCCACUCUCACAGGAGGGAUUGAUGUCGUCGUAGUGCGACAGCCCGAUGGGUCUUUCCAGUGUUCCCCGUUUCACGUCCGCUUCGGCAAGCUCGGCGUGCUGCGCUCCAAGGAGAAAAUUGUGGACAUUGAGAUAAAUGGAGAAUCUGUGGAUCUGCACAUGAAGCUGGGUGACAAUGGAGAAGCUUUUUUUGUGGAGGAAAAUGAAAAUAUGGAGGUGCCAGCCCAUCUGUGCACCUCGCCGAUACCUCUUGAGGUCCCAGAUGAAACGGAGGAGGCCACUGAGGGCUCCUCCUUAACUGGGUCCUGUUCCCGCAAGAAGAAACGGCGGCGGAAACGCAUGCGCUCCGAAUCUCACCUCAAAGAAGAGGUCAGCUCCUCAUCGGAUGAGAGAGAAAGUGAUCAUGCUCAACAAGAGUGUACACCUUCAGAGGAGCUUGCCACAAAAUUGCAACUCAGUAAAUCGGUGUACUAUUCAUUGUCUGAGGAGGCAAAUGAGGAUCCUGGGGCCACCCAGACCAGAGAGACUCAUCCACAUUCAGAUGGAGAGCAGUCACCUUCAGAAAAUGUGUUCUUCAGUCACUCGUCUUCUCCUAAGAGCGACUCUGAACUCAUGUUUAAAACUCAAGAGUCACCUGGUCCUCAGAUGCAGUGGAACUGGGGAGGCUUUCCCACACUGUGUCAACCAGAGAAGACGGCAGUGGAUUCACAGGGUUGUUCUUCUUCCGACAAUUUUCAUUUCCGUGCCAUUAAAAGACAAGACUCCUUUGACAUGAGCUACGAUCCUGUGAUUAGCUGUGGGACAGUGGGCAGCGUCACUGUGGUGAAACCACAACCUCUGACUCACGUGCUCGAUUUAGAUGGACGCAACAUGCAAACCAUUGCUUUAUCCAAAGAAAACAGUCACAUUUCCAUGUCUGCCUCCAGUGACGUCUUCAAGUCUUGUGCCUUAUCGAUGGAUAUGCCUCAUGCUUCUGAGGCUGCAAUGGAACAGGAGCAGAACAGAGACUUGUCUUCUAAUUCAGUCAGUAAAUGCACCGAUUCCCUUACUAACAAAGGAAGCACACUGACUGUUGUUAGCCCAGUUAGCCCUGAAAAUGAAAGUACUGUGGUCAAAGUGGCCACACCAAGCAAUGCACAAAAACAACUCAUUAAAGACCACACGGACCUAGAAACAAGUCCAAGUAAUCCAAAAUCCUGUAAUGCACAACAUCAGGGAACGCUAUCUGACCAAGGUGAGCAGAGUUACAGCAGUAGCGCUCCUGUGAGUGAAGGUGACAGUGGAAUCGAUCCUUUCUCUGAGGGAGGGGAAGAGAACAGUGAACCCAGAGGGAGUGAGGGGUCAGCAGGAGCUUCUCCAAGACCCGAAGUGACAGACGCUGGGGUCAGCCUGCCCGCUGCAGAGGCAUCUGCAGCAUCUUCUAAAGCAGAGCAACAGGAUAAGAUAAAAGGUAAACGUAAUCACCACCUAGGACCGACAGAUAUUUACCUGGAUGAUCUGACCACACUGGACCCGGAGGUGGCCGCACUUUAUUUCCCCAAAAGUGAGGGAGAGGGAGCGUUUCAGAACGGGGCAGAGCAAGGCUCCCGUUCAGGAAGCCAGUCGCCUCAAUCAGUGGGCAGUGGGGCAAUGGACAGUGGCACCGAGUAUCUGUCAGAUAACACCUCCUACAACAUGGAUGUCAGCAUGUCCCUUUGCGGACGAGAAGGCAACACCAGCAAGAUCACGAAAGAAAAGUUUAUGGAGCACCUUGUGACAUAUCAGGAUUUUGCCAAGAAUCCAGGAAUCAUUGAGGAUCCAAGUCUUGUCAUCUGCAUAAACUCCAACUAUUACAACUGGGCAGUGGCUGCUCCAAUGGUUUUGUCAAUGAUGUCCUUUCAGAAAAACCUACCAAAGAGUACAAUAGAGCGACUGGUGAAAGACAAGAUGCCCAAAAAAUCUGGACGCUGGUGGUUUUCCUGGAGAAGGAGAGACAUGAACAACAGCCAGCAAAAAAACUCAAAGGAGGAGCCAGAGGAGCCACUGGCAAGUGUUUCUUCCACAGUAAAAGCGACACUGGAUGAUGUGGACAGUGAUGAGGCAGCGGGCCUUGGACGAACAGCUGUCAUUUCUUCCAGUCUUUCAACAGAAACCCUCAACACGGCUCAGUCUAUCAGCCAGCUGUACCGCAAAUCAUUACGUCUGACGUCUAAACAAAUCGAGGAUUUAAACCUGCAUGAAGGAGCGAACAAGGUGGUGUUCAGUGUGACCACACAAUACCAGGGCACCUGUCGCUGUGAGGCUGCUAUCUACCUGUGGAACUGGGACGAUCGUGUGAUCAUAUCUGACAUAGAUGGCACCAUCACCAAGUCUGACGCUCUCGGUCAUAUCCUACCUCAGUUUGGAAAAGACUGGACGCACAAAGGCAUCGCCAAGCUCUAUCACAAAAUACACGAAAAUGGCUACAAGUUCCUGUAUUGUUCAGCACGAGCUAUAGGUAUGGCUGCUAUUACCAAAGACUAUCUGCAGUGGGUCAAUGACAAAGGUACCGUCCUCCCCAAGGGCCCCGUACUGCUGGCUCCCAGCAGCCUUUUUUCAGCACUACACAGAGAGGUGAUUGAGAAGAAACCGGAGGUCUUUAAAGUUGCCUGCCUCGGUGACAUCAGGGACUUGUUCAACCCGCACAGACAGCCUUUCUAUGCAGCUUUCGGCAACAGGACCAAUGAUGCAUAUGCCUAUAAGCAGGUUGGAGUGCCUGAAACCAGGAUAUUUACCGUCAACCCAAAAGGAGAGCUCAUCCAGGAGAAGACUAAAGGCAACAAGUCUUCAUACAGCCACCUCAGUGAGUUGGUGGAGCAUUUCUUCCCUUUUCUCUCUGCCGAGGGCAGAACAUCCUCUGUUCUUGACUGUCCUGACUACAGUAGUUUUUCCUAUUGGAAGGAGCCUCUACCAGAGCUGGACCUGGACGCACUACUGUAGACACGCAGUGCCAAACUCAUACACAAAACAUACACAAGCUAAGGCAAGCGCAUAUACUCCUAGGUUUUUCCCCGGCUUCACUGACUGUUGCCUUUGUCAACUGGAGUGCCUGUGUAUGAGCCACCGAAUAAACUGAAACAUAAAGAGACCGCUCUCUCUUCUUCUGCUGCACUCAAAGGCGGAGCCCAAUCGAUGCACUGCCGACUGUGUCUGUUAUAUUUUGCUGUUUGUGUAUUAUACUACAAUCAAUAUGCCACAACUGGAAAACAUAUGCCUUUGAACGGUUUUGAGCUUGUUGUUACUGUGUGUACCAGUGUUACAGCAGCACAAAAAUAUAAUAUUUAAAUAUUAUAAGCCCAACAACUCAGACAUCAGCUAUGAACCUGUACAGAUAUAAAACUGAACUUUAUUAGAUGUGUGAUGCCUAAAUCCUCCAAAACAUUAAAUUAAAUGUGUUAUCCUUUAUUCUAAGAAGAUUGUAGAGAAUUUAUGACUGUGUGCUGCUGACAGCAGAAAAUGUCUUAGGAUUUGAGUGUUUGGGUGUAGAUUGCAGCUACAUGUGCUGAGAAACCAAAUAUAUAUUCAACACAUGUUUAAAAUGCUUUAUUCUAGAGGUGGUUUCCAUUCAUUUGGAUGUAACUCGUGAGGUAUUGCCUGAUCUGCAGUGACUGUUAAUGGAGUGUUUUUAAGUUAAAGUUGACACAGGUGAAUGCAAACCCCCUUGGAUGGAAAGCUGUAAUAGAAUACUACCACUGUGUCAAGUCUAAAUGUAAAGUAAGCAAGCAGAUUACAGUUUGUACACUACAUGAGUGAGAGGGCCUCAGACCUACAGCCACUUACAUUUCAGUUGAGCAGGCAGCUGUUCCACUUUGUGAUGACACUGUUGUGUUUAGUUUUUUAUUUUUUUGCACAUAUUUUGUCCUCCAACUGUGUGGCAAUGCAUUGAAGCUGAGGAUACGGCUGUUACUGUUUAGACCAAGUAUGCAGAAAUACGCAUGUCGUCAUUUGUUUUUAAUGAUAUACUUGACUUCAGUUUAAAAGAUUAAUUAUUGCAAGAGUGAAGUUAAAUUGCCAGGUGGGAUUUCUUAAAUGUGCAUUAACAUCUGUAAUACAAUAAAAGGCAAUACAAAGUAAUCAAAUAAAGAGCUAACAAAU
Messenger RNA from Oreochromis niloticus (Nile tilapia), 4550 nucleotides. RefSeq names its product phosphatidate phosphatase LPIN2. The coding region runs from base 291 to 3395 and encodes 1034 amino acids. The record is from RefSeq and is a predicted model, not a curated record. The transcript has 20 exons. Gene Ontology annotation, biological process: triglyceride biosynthetic process; cellular response to insulin stimulus; positive regulation of transcription by RNA polymerase II. Gene Ontology annotation, molecular function: phosphatidate phosphatase activity; transcription coactivator activity. Lineage: Eukaryota; Metazoa; Chordata; Actinopteri; Cichliformes; Cichlidae. Gene Ontology annotation, cellular component: nucleus.